This is a messenger RNA of Scatophagus argus, 4953 nucleotides long. RefSeq names its product BAI1 associated protein 3 (gene baiap3). The record is from RefSeq and is a predicted model, not a curated record. Bases 292 to 4005 code for a protein of 1237 amino acids. The transcript is spliced from 33 exons. Lineage: Eukaryota; Metazoa; Chordata; Actinopteri; Scatophagidae.
CAGCACGGUCAGUGAAGUGUCGCAGCACUUCCUUUGGCCAUAUUUAGGCGAGCAUCGGUGGAGCGUGAGCUCAGGAAAGCAUUUCGAAGGACCAAAAUGAGCUUUUGUCUGGCGUCUAUCACAAGAAAAACAUUCAAACGUCGCGUCCACUGAAGUUGAUUGCGCCACGUCCGGAGAGGAAAAACCGCGUCCUGCCGCAGAGAUCAGAGCUCAGAUUCAAAGGAACUCUGACACACGCAGCAGCAAAAACAUUUCACACUGGAAAACUGUCAGGAGACACAGUGAAAGGUCAUGACGACGCUGCUGGACCUGAAGAGUAGCGUGCUGAGGCAGGUGCAGAGGAGCCAAUCGCUGAGGAGCCGACGGGAGCCACCGCCCGCCGCCGGCAGCCCCCUCACACACUGUCCUGACCCCUUACCUCGCAGGAUUUCCGAAGACAGCGUCGAGUUCUUUGAGCGUGUGAAUGCCAUCCUUCAGAAGCAGGAGAACAUGCUGCGGGCUGCCCAGGCUGAGUGCCAGAGAGGGGCCUGCACAGUGCCACCGCCCCAAGAGCAUGUGGACCAGCCCCUUAUCCCCGACAGAAUCAGCAGGGCAGAGCUGGACCUGCUUUAUGAGGAGGCUGUGUACACGGUGGUCAACCGGGUGGGAGUGCCUUCAUCAGAACAUGUGAAAAGUGACGAAGAGCUGUUUGCUUACCUGCUAAAGGUGUUUGAUAUGGGCGAGGAGGAGCAUGACAUCAUCCUCCAAAAAGUUCAAGAAUCCAAGCGACCCAAUUUUUCCUUGAGAGUUUCUGUUAUGAAAGCAAAGAAUCUGAUGGCUAAGGAUGCAAACGGGUACAGUGACCCCUACUGCAUGCUGGGAAUCCUGGUGGGCCAGAGCCCCCGGGAGAUGGAGGAGAAGAAGGAGAGAAAGUUCAGCUUCAGGAAGAGAAAAGAGAAGCUGGAGAAACGCUCCAGCACCAAGGAGGUGUUACCUGCCAGGUGUAUCCAGGUGACGGAGGUCAAACCGGAGACUCUGAACCCAGUGUGGGACGAGCACUUUGUGUUUGAAAUAGAUGAUGUCUACAAUGAUCUCUUACAUCUUGACAUAUGGGAUCAUGACGAUGACGUGUCUGUUGCUGAGGCCUGCAAAAAGCUCAAUGAAGUCAGUGGACUUCGUGGAAUGGGAAGGUAUUUUAAGCAGAUAGCAAAGUCAGUGCGUGCCAACGGAUCUGCAUCGUCAGGCUCUGAGGAGAACGCCGACGACUUCCUCGGCUGCAUCAACAUCCCUCUGAAUGAGAUCCCAGUUGUCGGCUAUGACACCUGGUUCAAGCUGGAGCCUCGAUCAAGUACGUCUAAAGUUCAGGGAGAAUGUCACCUGAUACUGAAGCUCUUCACCAGCCAGAGAGACACAGUUUUGUCAAAGAAAGACUCAAAUGUCACGAUUCACAAGAAACUGCUCAGUCAGAUUGUGGAAUAUGAGCACACUCAAGUUAAGAGAGAGCCCUACAACUGGAGCGGGCAGGUUUGCCCUUCAGCUUGGACUAUACUGACUCACCAUGCUGUGCAAACUGAUCUCUCACCUCUCCAACAGGCCAUUAUUCGCUGGCAGUGCUACAGCAGCCACCAUCGAACCCAGAGGGUGUGCUACUCCCUGCUGCUGCGCCUCCUGAGGACCAUCGAUGCAGAGUGGGACCCUGUCGCUGUGAGGGGCGACCUGGAGAGGCAGCUGUCAGACAGCUUCAGGCUGUACACAGAGCACUGCCUGUGUCUGAUGAAGAACAUGCGUCAGGUUUUCCCCUGUACCAGCGCCGCUGCCAUUACACGCUACGAACUCAUGCUGAGGGGGAUUGGCUACAUGCAAAACAUGCGGGCGUUUAAGACUGUAUGUCCUCUUCGAAAUGAACUGCAUUUGGACAUCACUACUGCUGUCAAGAAAGGAAGUGCGGAGUGGUACGAGAGCUUAAUCGCACGAUAUAAACCGGAGGACGGGACUCUGGAGGAGCAGCUGAAGAAGCUUGUUCAAGUGGUUGAUUGUGUAUGUGCAGACGUGCAGAGAGCCCAGAACAUCUACAACAAGCUGUUCUACAGCACAGUGAAAGUAGAUUUCCUCAGCAUAUCAUACAGGCAGCUGGAGAAACAGGUAGCUGACGACAUAAAUGUAGCGAUGGAGCGGGUAUGUGGGACACUGGAGCAGGAGAGCUCCAGACUGACCCAGACAAUGGGAGAGACCAUCUUUGAGCUCUUCAUGUCCUUGAAAAUCCUCAAAGGCUUCCGGGAGUUUCUUCCUCUCAAGGAUGCUAAAAUGUUGGCCUUGACAGGCUUUCAUAACUGGUUCAAGUCCUCGAUUCAUAAGUGGCUGCAGAUUGUUCAUGAUAGAUCAUGUGACAGAAUUCGUAACGCCGUGGAAACAGAUAAGCUCGAGCCUGUGCAGCAGGCCAAACACAGCUCCUCAGCCGUGGAAGUGACAACAUGCUUCAGCCAGGUACGCGAGAUCUGGCUCCAGCUGGCCUGGCCAGACUCUGCGGGGGCCUUCAUAUUUAUCACCCGUUUGACAGACAAUUUUUGCAGUGAGGCUGUGUGCUACUCGGAGAUGAUAACACGCAAGAUUGAGAGGAACCAGCUGGGCCGAGACCACAAGAGCUUCACAGUGCAGCUCUGCAUUGCCCUGAACAACACAGAGCACGUGCGGAUUUUCCUGGGUCACCUGCCUCGUGAACUGGACUGGCAAGGUGUGGAACGGGCCAUGGAGGAGUCCUGUGGGGUGGAGGGCAAGGAGCAGGUUUACAAGGCCCUCAAUGGGCAGUUGUUUAACAUGGACCUGGACCUGCAGAGAGAAGCCAAACGUCUCAUCACGUUGCUCACCGACAAGAUGCUUCCCGAGCUGCGGCGGUACAUCCAGCACAUCAGCCUGUCUCCGGACUCCAUCAACAAUGAUGACGCUGUGUCCCCUCUUAUGAAGUACUUACAAGACACUAUGGUUAUCCUCACUGAAAAACUUGUGAAGGAGAAUCUGAUCAGAGUUCUCCAAAGCAUGUGGGAGUUGCUCCUGCGGAUGAUCCUGGAUGCGGUCGCAGAAAAUAGAGGCGUGCAGGUGGAGUUCUACAACCGUUUCCAGUAUACAGUUGAGACCCUGUUGCAGUUCUUCCAUGCUAAGGGAGAAGGUCUUUCCCUAGAAGACAUGAAGAGUGGAGAAUACAAGGUCCUGGAUGAGGAGCUCAGGCUGAAUAAAUGUUCCUCCUUUGAGCUGAUUGAACAGUACUAUCUGGAGAAGAUUUCCCACCAGAAAACACUCAAACAUACCCGUUACGGUCGCAUCAGUGUGAAGUGCUACUAUGAUGCGCCAGAGCAGAGACUGACGGUGGAGAUUCUGCAUGCUGCAGAUAUCAUUGCACUGGAUGCCAACGGUCUGAGUGACCCAUUUGUCAUAGUAGAGCUUUGUCCUCACCACCUCUUCCCGAUGGCCAAGAGUCAACGCACUCAAGUAAAACUUAAGACACUUCACCCUGUAUUUGACGAACUCUUUUAUUUCCAUGUUAGUCCUGAACAGUACAGACAUAGGUUUGCCUGUUUGACCUUCACUGUUAUGGACUAUGACUGGCUUUCAACCAACGACUUUGCCGGGGAAGCUGUGGCUCCUCUCAGCGACUUCUGCUGGCCAGGCAGACCGAACGCCUCGCCAGCCGGCAAGAGCGUCCAGCCCGUCAUUCUCCACCUCUCACGUAGUAAACCUAGCGGUACGUAUAGCUUGAGGCUCUAUCCAGUUUUUCAUUUUACACACAUAGUAUUGGCUUCCCAGGAGGCCAGAGGGUGUAUGUCCAGGAUUCCAAUUACGUCUCCAAUACAGCAUGAAAAGCCACUCAAUCUCGAGAUAUUUGUGUCAGGUGUAGGAAUUACUCUCAUCUGUUUGCUCUUCCCUCCAGAGAAGCCAAUCAUGAGGAUGCUGGACGCUCGCAUCGGAGACAGGGAGGCUCAGGAGUUUGUCCGCAGGCUGAAAGAGAUCGAGAAGUCAAUGGAGGAGGAGUAAAAGCUGUAAGCGCUGCCUGUUUUGGUGUUUUCUGACCCUGUCUUGCGACAUGUGCUUUUGUACUGGUACAAUGUUUACAAUAUUUGAAUUUUUUCCAAUGUUAUUGUUUAUUCAGUAACUAUACCAAAAUCAAAAGAGAAAAAAGAAACAGUGAAGCUUAUUGCUGUUUUCUAACUGGGUGAUGAACAUCCUGUCACUGUGCAACCCUAUGCUGUCUCAGUUAAACCAUAUUUUAGAAUUUAAUGGAUAGUUGAUCCUAAAUGUUACUAGUCUAUAUUUUUUGUAAUGAGGUAAUUGUUAUCUUUGUUGUAUGAUCUUUGAUAUGAUAGAUUUAACAUUUUAGAACUAUUUUGUGGAAGUAGCUUACAUAUCCAAUAGUAUUCAAUCAAAGUCUUAUUCUAUACCUCAGACAUGCUCAUUAGUUGCAGGGGAGUAUCACAGAGAACUUUCUCUGUGGAUGUUGUGGAGAUAAAUUGCAUGAAAGCCUAUUUAGGAUGUGAAAGCUUGAACCCACCUUGACCUUUCCUGAUCAUACAGUGGCGUACUAACAAACAGUUAUGAAUACAAAUGUCAUGAAGGAAAUCCUGGAGACACAGCUCAGGGGAAUUGCCCUUUCUCAGACUUGGUGUUUUAAGGCCAGUCAGACAGAUCAGCAGCAGGGACAGGGCAGCAGCCUAACACUCCCCUGAGGCGCUCGCCACUGCUCAGGUUCAUUGGACUUUUCAGAUUGCUCUUCACAAUGCCCAUUAUGGGUUAUUGAAGAGGCCAGAAACCUCACAGACCAAUUAUUUUAACUCAGUUCCUUGUUGCUUUCUGGCACCACAGAAUCAACAUCUCUGCAGACAGUUUUGUACCCUAAUUUCAAGUUGUUCAAAUUCAGCACAAUGAUAGAAACAAAUUCAUCAUAUGUCAUACGUAAAAGAGGAAAUUGUGUUAAACGGUGAACAU